This is a messenger RNA of Papaver somniferum (opium poppy), 3834 nucleotides long. RefSeq names its product kinesin-like protein NACK1. Gene Ontology annotation, molecular function: microtubule motor activity; microtubule binding; ATP binding. The transcript has 16 exons. Gene Ontology annotation, biological process: microtubule-based movement. The record is from RefSeq and is a predicted model, not a curated record. Lineage: Eukaryota; Viridiplantae; Streptophyta; Magnoliopsida; Ranunculales; Papaveraceae. The coding region runs from base 287 to 3208 and encodes 973 amino acids.
AAAAUUAUUACACUGUCUAUUCUUCUUAUUUCUCCAUCUCACGACAUCCCAACGGCACACACCAAUUUUCAUUUUAUAAACUGGUCGAAUUUCUCUACCAAUUUUUUUUUUUUUUUUUGUCUGUUGAUCAAAUUGAACGGUGUUCUUGCUGGUUUGGAUCCAGCAAUUCAAUCAGAAAUCCCCUGGAUUUUCGGUUUAAGUGAUGCAUAAAAACAGAUCUUAAAUUUUGAAAGCGAGGCUUAGAAGAAAAAUCCGUAAAGUAUUUAUAAAGUUGAACACUAAAAAAAUGUCAACUUCAAGUAGAAGUUGUCCUAGUACACCGGCUUCAAAGAUAGAGAGAACCCCAGCGUCAACACCAGGAGGAUCCAGAGUAAAAGAAGAGAAAAUUGUUGUAACUGUGAGACUAAGGCCCUUAAAUAAAAGGGAACAAUCACUUAAAGAUCAAGUAGCAUGGGAGUGCAUUGACGACCAUACGAUCGUAACCAAGGCGCCACCGCAGGAGCGUCAAAUUGCCCCGACUUCUUAUUUUUUUGAUAAAGUAUUUGGACCUGCUAGUUUAACUAGGAAUGUGUAUGAAGAUGGUGUAAAGAAUGUUGCUUUGUCUGCAUUGACAGGCAUAAAUGCAACAAUAUUUGCUUAUGGGCAAACUAGCAGUGGAAAAACUUACACAAUGAGAGGAAUAACAGACAAUGCUGUAAAUGAUAUUUAUAACCAUAUUUUAGAUAACCCGGAGAGAGAUUUCACCAUUAAAAUUUCUGGGCUAGAAAUCUAUAACGAGAAUGUAAGGGACCUGUUAAAUUUAGAUUCUGGCCGCAGCCUUAAAUUAUUGGAUGACCCGGAGAAAGGAACCGUUGUUGAGAAACUGGUGGAAGAAACAGCUCGUAACGAUCAGCAUCUAAGACAGUUGAUUGGUAUCUGUGAAGCACAAAGGCAGGUGGGUGAAACAGCAUUGAAUGAUACGAGUUCGAGAUCACACCAGAUAAUAAGACUUACCAUUAAGAGUACCCUUCGCGAAAAUUCGGAUUGUGUGAGAUCUUUCAUUGCAAGCUUGAACUUUGUAGACCUUGCUGGUAGUGAAAGAGCUACUCAGACACAUGCAGACGGGGCUAGGCUAAGGGAAGGUUGCCACAUUAACCUUAGUCUAAUGACUCUGACUACUGUAAUCAGAAAGCUCAGUGCUGGAAAAAGAAGUGGCCAUAUUCCUUACAGGGAUUCAAAACUCACACGCAUAUUGCAACACUCGCUUGGUGGGAAUGCUCGUACGGCCAUCAUAUGUACACUUAGUCCGGCAAUGAGUCACUUCGAACAAUCUCGCAACACUCUCUCCUUUGCCACCCGUGCAAAGGAAGUCACGAACAACGCUCAAGUGAAUAUGGUUGUGUCAGAAAAACAAUUAGUCAAACACUUGCAGAAAGAAGUAGCUAGACUUGAAGCGGAGCUGAGAACUCCAGAUCCAUCUGAGCGUUCAGAUACAGAUGCUUUAUCUAGGGAAAAAGAUUUGAUGAUUCAGCAGAUGGAGAUGGAAAUUGAAGAAUUGAAGCGUCAGAGAGACCUUGCCCAAUCCCAAGCAGAAGAAUUGCGUAGGAAACUUCAGGAAGAGCAGCUAGAUUUCAAUCCACUGGAGUCACCUAAUCGAGUGAAAAAGUGUCUCUCCUUUUCCGAAGCACCAUCGCAGAAGGUUGAAAUUGCACGUGCAGAUAGAACAAGAAUAACUAUGGGCCAGCAAACCAUGAGGCAAUCAUCGACUGCUCCGUUCACUCUUAUGCAUGAAAUUCGUAAACUUGAACAACUCCAAGAGCAGCUCGGGGACGAGGCAAACCGAGCUUUAGAAGUACUACAGAAAGAGGUUGCUUGUCAUAGAUUAGGUAAUCAGGAUGCAGCCGAGACUAUUGCCAGAUUACAAGCAGAGAUAAGGGAAAUGUGUUUGAUUAGAUCAGUACAAAAAGAAGUUGAAGUUGGAGAUGUGAUUGCACCUCAUAGAAGUAUCAGUGCCAACCUCAAAGAAGAGAUUACCAAACUUCAUUCACAAGGAAGCACAAUUGCUGGUCUUGAGGAGCAGCUCGAAAAUGUCCAGAAAUCUAUAGACAAGUUAGUAUUGUCUCUGCCAAGUAACAAAUGUCAACAACCUAACAAUGAGAAAAAUCACAAAUCUAAAUCUCAAUCGAAGAAGAAGAAGAAGAAGAAGAAGCCUUUGACCUCAAGUACUAGGCCCAAUAUACAGAAUCUCAUACGAUCUCCAUGCUCCCCUAUCUCAUCAACUAGGCAGGUAUUGCAGUCGGAGAUUGAGAAUAAGGAUCCCCAGAAUGAUGAUAUUGCAUCUGGUGCGAUUUUUCAGGGUUCUGAAAAAGAUACCCCAACCAAAAGUGAAGAUGGUGAUAUCUCUUCUAGAGAAGGAACCCCAUGUUUUCAACGCUCAAGUUCAGUUAACAUGCGGAAAAUGCAGAAGAUGUUUCAGAAUGCUGCCGAAGAGAAUGUGAGAAGUAUAAGGGCUUAUGUAACAGAACUUAAAGAGCGUGUCGCCAAACUGCAGUACCAAAAACAGCUACUUGUUUGCCAGGUGCUGGAACUGGAAGCAAAUGAAGUUGCUGGAUAUGAUAUCGAGAAUGAUGAAUAUAUAUCUGAGGUAAAGGAUCCACUUGUGUCUUGCCAAGUGACAUUCCGGGAGCAGAGGCAGCAGAUCAUCGAAUUAUGGGACUUAUGCCAAGUCUCCAUCAUUCAUCGGACACAAUUUUACUUGCUGUUUAAGGGUGAUCAAGCUGAUCAAAUCUAUAUGGAAGUGGAGCUGCGGCGUUUAACUUGGUUGCAGCAGCACUUUGCUGAACUUGGCAAUGCAAGUCCACUCCCACAAGGAGAUGAGCCUGUGAUGUCUCUGUCAUCAAGUGUCAGAGCAUUGAAGCGGGAGAGGGAAUUCCUUGCAAAGAGGUUGAUUACACGCUUGAGUGCAGAAGAGCGAGAUUCACUGUACAUAAAGUGGGAAGUUCCGCUCUUUGGUAAGCAUAGGAAGCUACAGCUUAUAAACAGGCUUUGGGUGGAUCCUAAAGAUGCUAAACAUAUACAAGAGAGUGCAGAAUUAGUUGCGAAGCUAGUAGGAUUCUGUGAAAGUGGCAAUCUCUCGAAAGAGAUGUUUGAGCUCAAUUUCGCACUUCCAUCUGAUAGAAGACCAUGGGCUUUAGGGUGGAAUCCAAUUUCAAACUUUCUACACUUGUAAAGGGGAGACAGUGAAAGAGUGAACCUCAUUGGAUCAUCAGUUAAGUUCUCUGUCUGGCAAUCACGUGCAGAAUACAUCUGGUAUUCUGUACAAAAUGAGUUUGACGGUUCUUGAUGAUGUUGUGUUAUUUAACUUAUUGGUUGUUGGGCAACCAGACGGCUUGAAUUGUCAGAUGCAAGAUAGGACACCGGCUUGAGCUAGGAGAAAGGAUGUAUCGGGAUAAUGUUAUGUUAUUUGCUUUCUAUUGAUCAUUACUAUUUUUAUUUUGCCUUCGGCGUGGGUCCUGUCAUUGUUUUGCGGCGAAGGAAGGCGCGUGGGAACUUCAAGAUUUGUCUGUGUUUUCUGGUAUCCAAAUUAUUUGGCUCGUUGAUAUUCUAAAUAAUGUGAAUUUGUUGACAGAAGACUAAAACAGCAUUUUUAAAUGCUUAGAAAAGAAGAGGUGUGAUCUUGUUUCAAUAAAGUUUUAGGAAGGAUACAAUUAGUUGGUACCAGAAUUGCCCCAUUCACAAAAGAGAAAAUGCCCACACCCUAGUAAUAACUUACAUAACUCAGCACAUGGCAUAUAAUCCAGAACUUGAACCCAGGUGACCCCAACCACAUAACUUAAUGAUCGGCAAGCCUCCCAC